AGAAGAAGUAGAGAAGAAGUAGAGAAGAAGGAAAAGAAAAAAGUUAGUGACAAAAAAUCGAUAAAGAGGCUUCAAAAUGAGUGUUUUGAAUGACCUUUUCAAACAAAUUCUUUAUUCCGAAGAGUGUGUUCGCGAAAGAUUUUCAAGACUGCGUUCAAUAAACGAGGACAUCCAAUCGCUUCAGCUCCAGAUAAGGGAUGCAGAAGAUGAACUAAAAUCGUUGCAGGGAAGUGUAGUGUUAAAAAACCAGCGUUUGGCAGAGGAAGAAGAAAAGCUGAAAUCGUUACGAAUAAAGAAAAACGUCACGGAUGAGCAAAGGAAAGAGCUGGAGGAAGGCAACAUAAACUUUCAACAAGAAAUCAAAAUGGUAAAAGAGGAGUCAGAAAGCGAAAGGAAAAAAUUCAUAUCGGCUGUUCAGACUUUUAUUCUGUACCACGACCUUUCUGGUCAUGGGAAAAUGAAGAGAGACGAGACGUUAAGAAAUAAAGUUGCAUGCCUUAGAAAAGAAAAGAAAGAAAUAUGCAAAGAUCUUGAACUUUCGAAAGCACAAGAAAAGCAAAUUUUAACACUGAGAGAAGGAAGGGACAAAUGUUCACAUCUUGUAAAUGAACUCAGUAAACAAAACAAGGACCUCAGCAAAAAUUAUGAAAAGGCUAAAAAAGAAACUGAAGCACUGGAAAAGGAAAAAGAAACAAUGUCCAAGAAACCACAAAAUGAUCCAGAAUUUAGAAGAUUGAGUGCAGAACUAGAAGCAGCAAAGGAUGGGAGCAUGGAAGGAAUUUGUGAAGCCUUAACACAAGAAUUGAAGGAGCUUCAACAAAUCUAUUUAAAGAAAGAGCUUCAAAAGCAAAAGCAUUUACAACAACAGCAAAGUAAGGCAUCCUAUUACCAAACGAAUUUUAAACAAAGACAGAGAAACACAGAGGGUACAAAGCAAAGAGGCAAAAAAUAGUGUACAGAACAACUGUACCAAUUUGCGAUUUUGAAAUAAAAACAGUAUGAUGAA
Messenger RNA from Actinia tenebrosa (Australian red waratah sea anemone), 1006 nucleotides. RefSeq names its product coiled-coil domain-containing protein 172. Lineage: Eukaryota; Metazoa; Cnidaria; Anthozoa; Actiniaria; Actiniidae. Gene Ontology annotation, cellular component: cytoplasm. The record is from RefSeq and is a predicted model, not a curated record.